Molecule: messenger RNA, 4272 nt
Organism: Rana temporaria (common frog)
Lineage: Eukaryota; Metazoa; Chordata; Amphibia; Anura; Ranidae
Gene: NFRKB
Product: nuclear factor related to kappaB binding protein
Exons: 26
Coding region: 134-3916 (1260 amino acids)
Cellular component (GO): Ino80 complex
Molecular function (GO): protease binding
Source: RefSeq, a predicted model, not a curated record
GAAGUGUUUCCAUCUUGUGCCUUGUUUGUUUCCGGAGCACCACUUCCGGCAGGCUGAGCGGAAGCCGGUACCGGGAAGAAUGAAGCGACGAAGGAGAGGACGGAGCGCCGAAGAGGGGAGGAGAUAAUCAGUCAUGGAUCCUCUGGACACAAUGCUGAAUGACCCCCUGGAUCUGGGGUCGGGUGUGGGCAACCAUAGGACCCCCAUCAUGGAGGAGUGUUUACUGGGAGGAACCAGAGUUAACCUUCCUGAAGACCUGCUGGAGGAUCCCGAGCUGUUCUUUGAUGUGGUCAGUUUGGAUACGUGGAAGAACGUCUUGUCUGACUCUCAGCGGGAACAUCUCAGGCAGUUCCUACCAUCCAUCCCAGAGGAAAACACCCGCCAGCAGCAUGACGACAUCAUCCAAGCUCUGUUUCGGGGAGACAAUUUUCGCUUUGGCAACCCACUGCAAACUGCGCAGAAGCUCUUCCGAGAUGGCCACUUGAACCCAGAAGUUGUGAAGUACCGCCAGCUCUGUCUGAAGUCCCAGUACAAACGUUAUGUCAGCUCACAACAGCAAUAUUUCCACACCCUGCUUAAACAGAUCCUGGCCUCCCGGAAGGAGCUUUUGGACCUUGCCAGAAAGAAUGGUCCAGACCUGGUGAUGAAACGGAAAGCCACUUCUCCACGGAACACACCGGAGGAGCGAGAGAGACGGGCACAGCGGCGGUACCUGAAGAUCUUGCGAGAGGUGAAGGAGGAGUGUGGGGAUGGUACACUGUCCUCGGAGGAGGAGGAUUUAUCCUCUUGGCUCCCGGGGUCGCCUACCAGUUCUCCAGGGACUAGCUUACCACUCCGCUCUGUCCCCACUCUGUCCACACAGGACAUGAAAACUGCAGAUAAAGUUGAUUUGACAGAACGGGACUUGAAGAUGAUGCUCCGGAAACAUCGUGAGAAACAGAAGCUUCAGCCGGAUCACCCUGAUCUGAUGACGGAAGAUAUCUCCAUGAAUGACAUAAUGACUCGGGUCAAUGCUGGACGCAAGGGAUCUCUAGCAGCACUUUAUGACUUGGCCACAAUGAAGAGACGGGUGAAGGAGCGGGACGAGCGGAAGAGAAAGAAGAUGAAGCCAAUAAAAACGGAGCCGGAGGAUUUCCCAGAUGCGCCUGAAGAGGCGGAUAUAAUGCCAGCUCUCCUUCCUUCUGACUCGCUCAACCUGGCCUCUGUGAAAGAAGAGCCCAUGGAGGACGUGAAGCCACCUUUGCCUUUCAAUGAGAUCUCAGCCAGUUUCUUCAGUCUUCUGCUGGAUAUACUGAUGGCAGAGGGGCCCUCCAAUUUCAUUCUGCUGGAGGAGAAGGUGUCACUUUGGCAGGGCUCACCUGCCAGCACGCUGAACAGCUGGUACUCCGCUGCCUCUAACUGGUGUGACUUGGUUCAUUCUGCCCUCUUAUAUCUUAGUGGAGACAGCAAAGGUGCUCUAUCUGGCUUAACUCCUUAUGUUGAGUUCAGGGAGAAGACGCAGCAGUGGAAGUGCCUUGUGCCCCCUGCUGAUAAUGAGAAGGAUCUCGUUGCUCUCUUCCAUCUUUGGCUUGAGACGAAGGAUCACAUAUUCACCACCAAGGAGGAGGAGGAGAGUCCAGACUCCAGCACCCCAAUUCCAAGAGUAAGAACGGAUUACAUUGUGCGGCCGAGUUCUGGAGAUGAGAAGCGGAUUUUCCAGGAACAGGAACGGCACCGCUACCUCCAGCCACACAAGGCCUUCACUUUCCGCAUGCAUGGAUUUGAGUCUGUGGUGGGUCCAGUGAAAGGUGUAUUUGACAAAGAGACGUCGCUGAACAAAGCUCGUGAACACUCACUGCUGCGAUCUGAUAGGCCAGCUUACGUCACCAUCUUGUCUCUUGUUCGUGAUGCAGCAGCCCGUUUGCCAAACGGUGAGGGUACACGUGCUGAAAUCUGUGAGCUGCUGAAGGAUUCCCAGUUUCUGGCACCUGAUGUUACCAGCGCUCAGGUUAACACGGUAGUGAGCGGUGCACUGGACCGGCUGCACUAUGAAAAGGAUCCAUGUGUGAAAUAUGACAUUGGACGCAAGCUGUGGAUCUACCUCCAUCGUGACCGCAGUGAGGAGGAGUUUGAGAGGAUUCACCAGGCACAGGCAGCGGCAGCCAAAGCCAAGAAAGCUCUGCAACAAAAGCCAAAAACGCCCUCAAAGAUCAAAUCCGGCAACAAGGAGUUUGCGAUGAGGGGCAGCAGCACGCCUGAACCAGUUCAGCUGAACUUUAAUGAGUGCAGUAUGCCGCCAACACCCGGGACACCCAGCACACCAACUACACCAGCGCUUCCAGCAAUGCCAAUGUCCCCCACAUCUGCUGCAGUCAGUAAGAUUCUUCCCAGCAAUGUUUCUGAGUCCCCCAAAUCCAGUCCGAGUGUCCUUUUGGUGUCCCCGCCCACCAUGCCUCAGCUCAGCACUCUGCUGGCUCCGUCUGUGACAAGUCAAGUGACUACUGUGACCGCGCCUUCUGUCAGGAACAUUACGCUCCCCUCCACCCCCUCAAUGCCACAAGUACGGAUUGUGACGGCUUCUGCUGCUAUGCCAGCUGCUGCUCCGCCUGCCAUUGUUACCCAGUCUCUUUCUCCCAUUGUAACGCACAUCAGGAUGCCUGUCACAACGACCACUUCUAAAGGAAUAACUCAGGUGGUGACAAUGCCAGUGAAGACGCAGGCAGCUGCCACCAUCCCGCGCCCAGCCAUUACAGUAACUGCUCCUGGAACCAUUUCUGUGACCGCUCUGACUGCACCUACAGUGGUCACUUCCAAACCAGUAGUCAGUACCCUCUCAAGUUCAACACCCACAAUACUGCAGAGCAUCACAGGACAGAACAUCAUCAAACAGGUUGCAAUAUCUGGACAGCUUGGUGUUAAGGCCCAGCCUGCACUUCCAACCACCAAUCUGCGCAUACAGGGCAAGGACGUUCUGCGGCUUCCUCCUUCUUCCAUCACCACAGAUUCUAAGGGUCAGACUAUACUGCGCAUCACACCUGACAUGAUGGCGACGUUGGCCAAAUCCCAGGUCACAGCUGUGAAGCUCUCCCAGGAACUUUUCUCGGGUGCACCACCCAGCAGCUCCAGCAAAGGGCUUUUACAUAUGACGUCCAACCCAUCAUCCCCUUCUCCUCCAAUACCUACAGCCAUCAAGGUGGCACCUGAAUUGAAGACGGCAGAGCAUGGUGGCCCUGGGUUUAGACUGAUGCCUGCUCUGGGUGUUUCUGUAGCUGACUCAAAAAUGAAAAUCACAACUACUGCAGAGACAAAGCCAGCCACAACUAUACGGAUUGUGCAGGGACUGGGCGUUGUGCCGCCUAAGGUGGCAACUACACAGAGUAUUACAGUGACUGCCAAACCUGUAGCCAUGGCAUCUUCUGCCCUGGUCAGCCCUGUUCAUGCGGCCUCAACCAUCAGUCUUUCACCCACCACCUACACUGGCACAAAACAAGUGGGAGCAGCAACAGCCACUGUACGGCAGAUUCCAGUGACGGCAGCUCAGCAGGGCAAAGUUCCGGCUCGAAUUACCGUGCCACUGUCAGUCCUCGGUCAGCAGAUGAAGGGGAAGAGCGUCAUGGCGGCUCCCAUCAUCAAAGGAAACCUGGGAGCCAAUAUAAGCGGUUUGGGACGUAAUAUUAUUCUGACUACCGUGCCAGCAGGGACCAAACUCAUCGCAGGAAACAAACCCGUCAGCUUCCUGACCGCACAGCAACUGCAGCAACUCCAACAGCAGGGCCAGGCCACACAGGUGCGAAUACAGACGGUCCCAGCCUCCCACUUACACGCUGCGACAGCCUCCACCUCCCCGGCAACCUCCAAGACCAUGUCCACAGUUGUAGUUACAACAAAUCCUCCCAGUAAACCAGCAAUGGACCCUCAGCGACAUUUGAACUCCUAAGUUUAAUUGUGAUGAAGUGAGAUUUGGGGCUCCCUGUAUGUAAGGACUUCCUCUGCAAGUAGCUGUCUUUUAUUAUGACACAUCUAUGCCAGCCAAUGGCGGUCCUGGGAACGGUUUCCAAGCCGGCCAAAGCAACUAUGGGAGAGAGGAGCACAAGUUGACAUGUUGUCUAUCAUCUAUAAAUGGUUGCUAAUGCGCACAACUGAUUUCUCGAAGACGGACACAAUUUGCGUUCUGAUCCUUAAUAUUUUUUAUGCUGAUAAGGCAAAUGAUAAAGUAAUUAAUAUAUAUGUAUUUGCCUUUUGCUUCUGAAUGUUAAAUAUAUUUAAGACUGAUAAAAAAAAAAAUGUGCUGCA